Molecule: messenger RNA, 1324 nt
Organism: Spodoptera litura
Lineage: Eukaryota; Metazoa; Arthropoda; Insecta; Lepidoptera; Noctuidae
Source: RefSeq, a predicted model, not a curated record
GCUGUAAUCUAAAAUACUUACUGUGUAAUCUUUACGUAUCUACAAGCCACCUUUGGAGUACUCAAUGAAUUUAAUUUAUUAUAAUGAAGGUAGUAGAGAAGGACCCUAUUUUGGAAGGUAGUCAAAUACCUUCAUACAAAUUUUAUUACGUUUGAAUGGACCAUUAUCACUUUCGCUGCUUCACGGUAGUUUGCACAUGAAAGGAUGGGGCAAAAUUGUUGCGGGCAGUAGGUAAUUAUUACAAUUGUGUAAAAAAGUAUUUAAACGUCGAUACAUUUGUUAUAAUGUGUCACAUUGUUGCUUUUGAUCAUGGCAAAACCGGUUUAGCUGGGUAGCCGAAUACACGUUUGUUUGUUUUUUUUCUUAACCUUAAGUUAAAUGUUUCGUUAAUCUUAAACAAUGUUUAAAAUACAGUCUGGAAUUUUAUUAAUAUGUUUUAUCGGGUCAAAUAGCACUAUAAUCGAUUUUAAUGAAGUUCAAAAAAGUAUUUUACAAUGGAAGAACCAGAAUUUACUCAAUCUCAGUGAGAUUGGAAUUACAACAAAUGGUGGAGGAUUUGACUUCAGUGAUGUGAAAAAUAAGAUAUUGCAAUGGAAAACUGAAAAACUUCAAGCUUUAUGUCCAUCAAACGGCCAGCAACUGCAAAAUUUAUUGAACAUCGUAUGCAGUACGUCGCAACCUACUAACGUCACCCUGAGAGAUGCUUGUAUCAGUUGUUUUUCGCAAGUAACAUCGAUGACUGAGGGACCUCAAGAAUUGAACGCGUUAAGUGUUUGCGCUGUACAAUAUUUUACCGGCGCAUAUGCGGCAUGUGCCACAGCACUCAUGGCUCUAUCUACAUCUGCAUUAAAUGUUCAACCUUCAGGAUGCUUCAUGGGCUACUGUGACUUUGUUCGAUGUCUUCGAACAGCUAACUCGGUUAAUUUGAUUACACAAUGUACAAGAGAAGCUAGAACGGGUGUGAAUAUAACGAUAGAUGCAGAUAACGUUCGAUUUUAUAGAAAUGUCACUUCCUGUAUAUUAGCAAAAUCGAGAUGUGGUACAUUUAAUCCGAUCACAGGGGAACCACAACUUCCUGGAUACACUUCUUCUGGAACAAGAGUUAGCAACGCUCUUCAGAUUUCAGAAACAGGAGAUCUUAGAGUUUUGGCAUUUUCAGCCAACACUCCUGUCAGUAAUUCUUUCUGCACGGCUUCUACCAACUUGACGCAGUCGAAUUGGCUCACAAAUGUGUGCUGAACUGCUGAUCGUGUUAUGCUGAUUAUGUUAUUUUUGAAGGAACAUAAUUAUAUUUUCGACUGACAGCUAAGUAGUAGUUAGAGAG